AUGACCUUUUCUCAGAACCUACAAACUGUCAGGCCCCAUGACCUCCCUGGACAAACAACAGCCUCAUUCUCUGCACCACUGCUGACCUCAUUGUCUCUUUGUGAAGGGAAAAUCCAGAGUUGCAUUCUGUUAAAUGGUGCAUCAACUGACGAGCGGGACAGACCUCUCUACCUCCAGCACAGGCCUACAGAUGAGCACGGACACCGCUGCUUUUUCCUUAGGACUGUACGCAAGGAAAACAUGAGUCUUGAUGGAGACACAUUAUCAGUGAUUGAGAACCCGACGGCUGUCAGUCAUCCUUUUCACUCAGAGAAAACAGCAGGAGUCGAAGGGACCAAGAGGGUGCACGGCUGGUUAAAAGGGAUUCAUUCUACAACUAACGCUCACAGGCUGGUGAGGCUGCUGGCAGCAGUGUGUGCAGUUGGGCUCCUGGGAGGCUUAGCUGUAGGUGUAUGGUUUCUGGUCAAACUUCUGCUGAGGCCUAGCUCCUCCCAAAGUCCAGUGGGACUUGGAGACACAAAGGAGACGUCUUUCUGCAACGUGACAGAGGACAUCACCAUCUCUGACCCCAGGAAAGGUUCAGUGUUUUACAGAAUCAGCCCGGAGAACUCCCUCCUGGAGAUCCAGCUGGGGAAGCUGCCCACCUGGCUGCCGGUGUGCUACGAGAGGUGGAACUCAUCGCUGGGAACGCUGGUCUGCAGACAGCUGGGUUAUCUGAGACUGACCAAGCAUAAAGGAGUGAAUCUAACUGAUAUUGGGCCAAACCAUACAGAUGGCUUUAUACAAAUUACCUCAGAACACAAGAGCAGCCUGGAAAAUAUGUGGCAAUUCAGGGGGAGCUGUAUCACAGGGAAGGUUAUUGCUUUGCAAUGUUUUGAGUGUGGGACACGAGCGAAGUUGCCCAGGAUAAUCGGGGGAGUCGAGGCUACACUGGGCAGGUGGCCCUGGCAGGUCAGCCUCUACUACAGCAACCGUCACACCUGUGGAGGCUCCAUCAUCACCAGUCAAUGGGUAGUCACAGCUGCCCAUUGUGUGCACAACUACAGGCUACCUCAGGUAUCCAGCUGGGUGGUCUAUGCUGGCAUUGUCACCCGCAGCUCGACAAAAAUGGCUCAACACACAGGGUAUGCUGUGGAAAAGAUAAUCUAUAACAAGAACUACAACCACAGGAGCCACGACAGUGAUAUAGCCCUGAUGAAACUACGGACUCCACUGAAUUUCUCAGAUACGAUAAGGCCUGUAUGUUUGCCUCGGUAUGAGUAUGAUCUUCCAGGAGGUACACAGUGCUGGAUCUCUGGAUGGGGAUACACACAGCCUGAUGGUGUUCACUCACCUGACACCUUGAAAGAGGCACUAGUUCCCAUAAUAAGCACAAAGAAGUGCAACAGCUCCUGCAUGUACAAUGGAGAGAUCACGUCACGGAUGCUUUGUGCCGGAUACACAGAGGGAAAAGUGGAUGCAUGUCAGGGGGAUAGUGGGGGCCCUCUCGUUUGCCAGGAUGAAAACGUGUGGAGGCUGGUAGGAGUCGUCAGCUGGGGAACCGGAUGUGCUGAGCCCAACCAUCCUGGUGUUUACACCAAAGUGGCAGAAUUCUUGAGCUGGAUCUACGAUAUGAUUGAGAAUUACUGAAGACACCUCAUGAAGCACGAGCAGAGGAUGCUACUGAUAUUAUUACUGAGACAUUUGAAAAUUAGUUAAUAUUUUUACUUUUAGUGUCCGUUAUAUGAUGUACACAUAAAGACAGCCUAGAGACAAAAUGCAUUUUUACGUUAUAUUUUCCAUGUACUGUAAAUAAAUUAUGCCUCUU
Molecule: messenger RNA, 1807 nt
Organism: Seriola aureovittata
Lineage: Eukaryota; Metazoa; Chordata; Actinopteri; Carangiformes; Carangidae
Gene: tmprss5
Product: transmembrane serine protease 5
Exons: 14
Coding region: 1-1629 (542 amino acids)
Biological process (GO): proteolysis
Cellular component (GO): membrane
Molecular function (GO): serine-type endopeptidase activity
Source: RefSeq, a predicted model, not a curated record